CGUUACACCGGUAUGCCUUCAUAAAAUACAAGCCAACUGUUUACUACUCCGCUGAAGGGGAAAGCCUUGAACAGCAAGUUUGGAGUAAACGAAGGCAUCGUUAGGAUCCUACUCGGCGUUCUUAGAGAAUUGUACAGAAUCUGUUGAAKUAGUGCGUGGCAAAAACCACCAAGUUUUAAUACGGCGAUGGACAUGACGUUAUUUAUGUUGGAAAUUGUUUUCCUCAUUUUAUCCGGUGUUCAAGCUCAAACCCUCAAGGAAAAUCAUGUUCAUAUGUCUCAACAAGAAAGGGGAAGUAGGACUAAUGUAACAAUUACAAGAAGCAGUGGUUGUAAAGAGGGAAUUAAUCUAACGCAUUGUCGAUCGUCUGCAGAACAAGGCAAAAGUGUUCAAUCAAAAUCCAAUAAUGCUCCAGMAGCCAUACAAGGCGACCAACCAGAUAUACAAUUUUGUUACUGCAAUAAAUUUGCAACUAAAGGAAUGCAAUGCAAUCCUGACACUCCAUACAAGCCUUGUAAUUGUCUUCCAAACUUCACUGGGAGAAGAUGCCAGAGAUGUCUGCCAGGAUUCUACAACUUUCCCAGCUGUUUACGGUGUGGAUGUAAUUUAAAGACGACGACAAAGGAAGUUUGCAAYGAGAACGGCAAAUGUUUAUGUAAAAGCAAUUUUAAGGGAAACUCUUGUGACGAGUGUGAAGUCGGUUACUACAGUUACCCUCAGUGUACAGCUUGCGAUUGUAAAUCUGGUUUUGGUACAUGUGGCAAGUCUGGUGAAUGUAUAUGCUACAAGGGAUUUGCUGGUCGUAGUUGUGAUAAGUGUGCUCAAGGAUUUUAUGGAUUCCCUACAUGUCGUGAUUGCGCAUGUCAUUCCCAAGGCUCUCACAGUAGUCUAACAUGUCAUCAAGCUACCGGAAAAUGUCAAUGUAAAAUCAACGUUGUUGGUAAGAAGUGCGAUAGCUGUGCCAAAGGUCUGGUUGGAUUUCCCGAUUGUAAGCAGUGUAGUUGUAAUCCCAUCGGUACCAGGCCACGUCCUGGAGGUGGAACRACGUGCUUCGGCUUCGGAGAUAUGAGAUGUCUCUGCAAAGCAAAUGUCGAAGGCAAGACUUGUGACAGAUGUCGUUAUGGCUUCUACGACUUCAAUAAAGACAAUCCAGCGGCAUGUUCACCUUGCACAUGCUCAAACCGAGGAUCUGUAGCAGGAGUGCGAGGCUGUGACUUCACAUCCGGGACCUGCAGCUGCAAGAGCACUGUCAAAGGAACUAAAUGCGACACWUGYAAAAUUGGAACAUACGGGUUAAUGUCACGUGACCUGUUYGGCUGUAGAGAGUGUUCAUGCAAUCACGGAGGCUCUGUAAAUAGUAUAUGCAAUAAAAAGUCAGGACGAUGUAAAUGUCAACCUGGCGUAGAGGGAUCUUCGUGCGACAGAAUUGCAGCCUCAUCAAGRUCAUACUUUCCUACACUUUAUCAUAUUAAAACUGAGUUAGAGGAUGCUAUCGGCAAUGACGGGAUUCCUGUGUUGACUGGAUCAGAUCARUCAGCAUUCCCGUCGUUCUCYGGUAUUGGGUACGUAAUACCACCCAUAUACUUGUCAUUCUCCGUCGAUAUUGAAGUCCCCGUGACAAGCUCUUACCAAAUAAUAAUCAACUAUGCCCUGGAUGAAAAAGAUAUAACAACAACUGACAUAUC
Messenger RNA from Exaiptasia diaphana, 1685 nucleotides. Its product is annotated as laminin subunit alpha. Lineage: Eukaryota; Metazoa; Cnidaria; Anthozoa; Actiniaria; Aiptasiidae. The record is from RefSeq and is a predicted model, not a curated record.